Molecule: messenger RNA, 2035 nt
Organism: Clupea harengus (Atlantic herring)
Lineage: Eukaryota; Metazoa; Chordata; Actinopteri; Clupeiformes; Clupeidae
Gene: znf362a
Product: zinc finger protein 362a
Exons: 9
Coding region: 429-1769 (446 amino acids)
Biological process (GO): regulation of transcription by RNA polymerase II
Cellular component (GO): nucleus; transcription regulator complex; chromatin
Molecular function (GO): RNA polymerase II cis-regulatory region sequence-specific DNA binding; DNA-binding transcription factor activity, RNA polymerase II-specific
Source: RefSeq, a predicted model, not a curated record
UUGCAAGGCAUGAUUGUUGUAGGAAGUGUCUAGUUUUUUUUUCUCCUCCGAGCCGGGCUAUUCAAACCUGCAAAUCUAAGUAAACAAUCAUUCGAGCACUUAAUGCAAAUAAACGGGUGGCAUAUUUGCAUGGGUUAUGAUCGACUCAUUUUCGGUAGAGAUUUUGUCUGCAAAUUUGGGGUCUGCAGAAUAUGGCGUCCUGUCCUUAUAAAAAUAAGACGGGCUGCCAUUUUUGUUUUCCUUUUGUCUGAAAUUUUUAAUAAAACUGUCUGAGAAUGUGGGAGAGGCUACAGCGGGCAGAGAUGGAGCCGAGUUUCUUAAGCGUCUAAAUGUUCGCGUCUGUCUAUUGCAAAUCUUUAAUUUGAAAAAGGAAAAUAUAGAAAUUGGAAAUAAUCGCGGUGAUACCGAUAGAGCAAAAGCUGAAAAGAAUGGCGGAGCCUCGGUUUAAUAACCCAUAUUUCUGGCCUCCACCUCCUUCCAUGCCUGGGCAGCUGGAUAACCUGGUGCUCAUCAACAAGAUUAAAGAGCAGCUGAUGGCGGAGAAGAUCAGACCUCCACACCUGCCGCCCACAACCGGCGCUUCCCAGCAGCCUUUGCUGAUGCAGGCCACGUCCACAGAGGCAGGGCAGCAUGCGAUGACAGUGCCCAAACUACAGCAGAUGCCCGGCCUUCAUGCCCACAGUCCCUCACAGCCUGAUGUGGCCCUUCAUGCCAGACCAGCCUCCAGCACUGUGGCAGGUCGAAUUCUUGGUGAUGUAAACUUGAAUCUGGAUGACAAAACGGCUCUGAAAGCCAGAGGACUAUGGGAAGACUGGCAUUUGCGUCAGAUUAUUGACCAGCCAAGGACAAACCACCUGUCAGGUUUGGCCCUGGCCUCUCGUUCAUCCAAUCACACAUCUUCAGAGGCAAUCACUCCCACUACUCCUACUUCAAGCGGCCAGAUCCGAUUGGGCGGGACCCCAUCUCACAAUGUCCUCUCAGGAUUGGCCAGCAGCGCUGGCAUGGAGCCAAUCAAAAGUGGCGGGAGUCUGGCUGGGUUAUUGGGACCACCCCCUAAAAUGGAUCGAGGCCGGAAAAAGAUUAAGGCAGAGAACCCGUCGGGCCCUCUUUUCGUGGUUCCUUACCCAAUCCUAGCAUCAGGAACGGAUCAACCUGUCACAAUCACUGCCAAAGAAGGGAAAACAUACAGGUGUAAAAGUUGCCCGCUGACGUUCUUCUCCAAGUCGGACAUGCAGAUCCACUCGAAGUCCCACACAGAGGCGAAGCCUCAUAAAUGUCCCCAUUGCACCAAGUCCUUUGCCAACGCUUCCUACCUGGCUCAGCAUCUCCGCAUUCACCUGGGCAUAAAGCCUUACCACUGCUCUUACUGUGAGAAAUCCUUCCGCCAACUCUCCCAUCUACAGCAGCACACCAGAAUCCACACUGGCGAUCGACCAUAUAAGUGUGCUCACCCAGGCUGUGAAAAGGCCUUCACUCAACUCUCCAACCUGCAAUCCCAUCAGAGACAGCACAAUAAAGACAAGCCCUACAAAUGCCCCCACUGCUUCCGUGCCUACUCCGACUCAGCCUCUCUCCAGAUCCACUUGUCUGCACACGCCAUCAAAAAUGCCAAGGCCUACGCUUGCAGCAUGUGUGGCAGGGCGUACACCUCAGAGACGUACCUAAUGAAGCACAUGUCCAAGCACACGGUCGUAGAACAUCUGGUGAGCCACCAUUCCCCUCAGAGGACGGACUCACCCGGUAUUCCCAUACGGAUCUCCCUCAUCUAGUUCUCACCCACACCUAGUUCCGGUUGUCGCUCAUCUGAGUUCCCACGUCUGAAUCCCGUUCUCCCUCAUCUGAGAUCCCACGUCUGAAUUCUGUUCUCCCUCGCCUGAGUUCCGGUUCUUCUGCACCUAAGUUCCGGUUCUCCCUCAUCUGACUUCCAGAUUUUCUCAUUCCAGCUGUUCUCUGACUUCAGCUCUCCCCUCCUCUGCUAUCCCACAGAGGGGCCUCUUUUGAAGGUCCACCUUUUAUCACCCGUCUUCUCAUGGCU